AUGGUCAAUCAAUCAAGAAUGCUCAUCAGCUCCCUAUGGAUUGCAGGUGCUGCUGCAUUUUCAAACGAUGUUGUGUUCCACAACAGACGAGGACAAACGUAUCAGAAUACUCGAUCGUUUCUAGCGUCGUCAACCUCGAGUCAAACUGAUUUGGGCGACACCAUUGUCGAUAUGAACAAAUACAAUCUGCCCUUGGAAGAGGUUGCAAACGAAUGGACGGCCAAUGUCGUGGCGGAAUCGUCAUUGAGAGAAGCUGGUAUUUAUUUGGGAGCCAAGAAUGACAAGUCGGUCUAUGUGGACACUCUUGCUGUCGGAAUUCCAAGACGAGUCGGUGAAGGCCUGGGCAUUCAGCUCCUCGAAAUAGCCGGGGGUCGAGAGGAUGGACUUGGAAUUACCGUGGUGGAUGGUAUUGUCGAGGGAUCCUGUGCCGAUGGAACCGAAGUUCUUGCUGGUGAUUCCAUUGCUGCUGUAACAUUGCGCAAGUCCAAAAAAGGAAGCGAUGGCCUCUCGGACUUUGAACAAGUGGACUCUAUCGCAACAGAAUGUUUUGGAUACGACAAGACAGUCGAAGCGUUGAUGAGCCUGCCACCUCCAGAAGGCGAAGGAGAAGUAAUCGUUUUGACCUUGAAGCGUCUGCGACGCAAACCAAAGGUGACAGUCAAGUUGCAAUAUCCUCCUCAACAAAACGAACCGGAUGCUACGAUUGAGCUCUUUGCCGGAGAAAACUUGCGUCGUGCCAUGUUGGUGCGAGGCGUCAAACUCAAUGAUCCUCUGAGUCUACGAUUUGACUCUGGUGGUACUGGCAACUGUGGUGCCGACGGAACAUGUGCAACCUGUGUGGUUGGUGUCUUGCAGGGUGACGACCUAUUGAGCCCCAAAGGACAACAGGAAGAACAAAUCCUGAAGAAGAAUCCUCGUUGGAGAAUGGCUUGCAAAACUGUCGUCGGAUAUGGCCAACAAGAAGGAGAUAUGACAAUAAGAGUGAAUCCACGACAGUGGGAUAAUUAA
This is a messenger RNA of Cylindrotheca closterium, 1008 nucleotides long. The record is from the annotation of a GenBank genome assembly. Lineage: Eukaryota; Bacillariophyta; Bacillariophyceae; Bacillariales; Bacillariaceae.